GCACUGACCCUCUAACAGUGCGGCGCUCCCUCAGCACUGACCCUCCGACAGUGCGGCGCUCCCUCUGCAGUGACAGGACCCACUGACGGUGAAGUGCCCCCUCACUACUGACCCUCUGAAUGACACCAUAAGCUACAGGGUGCUGUGGCACAAUGGGAUAGUGUCCCUACCUCUGGACAGGUCCCACCUCAGGCUGUGUUGGCCAAGAGCCAUAAUGUCCAAACUGUCUGCUGAAAAUAAAUAUAAAUGUUGCAGCUCGAUCAACAGGGUCUCUGGGAUGUGGUUGGCUGACAAGACAAACACAAAUAGGAGCUGGCAGGUGUGGGCCAUUCAGCCCCUUCUACCUGCUGUCCCAUCCAACUUGAUUGCAGAGUAUAGAUUCCAUUUAACUAUGUAAGGGGCAGUGAAUGUGAAAGGAAUUAGGAACCUUGCCAAUCGCAGCGUUUCUUUCUCUACCUUCCUACGCAGUCAUAUGUAAACCCAUCCGCAAUGAUAUAAUGUGCAGUAAAUCAGAAACAGGGUAAUCUAACCAUUUAACCCCGUGUGUCAGUCCGUUACAGAACGUGCUAUUCAUCUGUAAGAUGGUAACAUAAUAAUUUAAUAUUUUGAGUAUUUAUUCUCUGUGACAGCUGUGAGUAUUUUAAAGGCGAGGAUUUCAUUGAUGGAUGCUUCAGCCAUCAGAUGGAUUAUGGUAAACUGAGCAGCUUGAGUAAACCUUGUGAAACAGUAGUGAAGGAUGACUAUGCCCUGCUCACCCGUCACAUUGAGGAAAUCACAACAACCAGAGUGAACGGUAAGAAUGGAGCUCCAGUCAGGGACAACGACUCAACCAAUGAACCCAGGUAUCAGCACGACUACAAAACAUACAGGAUUCAACUCUUCAAUGCCAUCUUUGAAGGAGAUCUGGACACUAUAGAUGCCUUACUUGGAAAGAUCAGGGAAUCUAAUGGCUGUCUCUCUCAUAAGAAGUUAAAAGAUCCAAACACCGGUCAGACCUGCCUGAUGAAAGCUUUGCUAAAAAUAACAAACAAAACAGAGGAUAUAGCCCAGGACCACAGGACUGUGGAGAUUGUCAAGAAGCUAAUCUCCUUCUCGAAGAAGACUGGAGACCUGAAAGCUUUUAUUAAUGCAGCCUACACUGACAAGAUUUACAGAGGACAGACAAGCCUUCACAUUGCUGUGGAGCGCAGAAGGUGUGACCUGGUCAAACUCUUGGUCAGAAAUGGUGCUGCUGUGGAUGUCAUGGCUAAAGGAAGUUUCUUUCGCAACAAGAAACACAAAAAGUGUUCGUUCUAUUUUGGGGGCUUCCCCCUCAGCCUGGCCGCCUGUACCAACCAGCUGGACAUUGUCACCUUCUUGAUCGAGCACGGUGCCGAGCCCCGGGCACAGGACCGGGCUGGGAACACGGUAUUGCACGCCCUGGUGUCCAUCGCCUAUGACACGGAGUCUCGGAGCUUUGUGACGGAGAUGUACGACUUUAUCUUGAUGAGGAGCACGGACAUAGCGCCCAGUGAGAACCUGGAGAAGAUCACCAACCACCAGGGCCUGACUCCCCUGCUCCUGGCUGCUCACACUGGCAAGAUCGGGAUAUUUAAACAUAUCCUGGGAAGGGAAAUAAAACAGAAGAAGUACAAGCACCUUUCUAGAAAGUUCACUGAGUGGGAAUAUGGACCAGUUUCUUGUUCCUUAUAUGAUCUGUCUGGAGUCGAUACAAUUGAAGAGAACUCUGUGCUUGAGACGGUGGUGUACAGCAGCAGGAACAGGAAUCGUCACAAGAUGCUGAGCGUGGAACCGAUGAAUGAACUGCUCGAGAAGAAGUGGGAGGAUUUUGGGGCAUACCUGUUCCUUGGCAGCUUUGUGAUCUAUCUGACAUACAUCAUCACACUGACCAUCGUAGCCUCUAACAGACUGGAGAGAAACAAUUCCCUAGACCACGAGCAAUGCUCCCAUCACAUUGGAUUCUUGAUCCCAAUCCCUGCGUUGAGUUAUCUACCCAAUCUCUUUCAGGCACAGAAUUACAUUUUAUUGAUGGCUGUGUAUCUCUCUUUUAAAGAGGGAGCACAAAUGGUGUAUCUGAGGCGUUCCAAUCGGCACUCUAUCCUGGUGGAUGGAUUCUUUCACAGCCUGUAUUUCCUCCAGGCCAUUCUCGUGAUCAUCUUCAACUCCUUGUGCUGGGCGGAAGUGGAAGGUUCCAGAAUACUGCUCGUAUUAGCUCUGGCCUUGGGCUGGUUCAAUGUCUUGUAUUACACACGAGGUUUUAAACUGACUGGCAUUUACUGCGUAAUGAUUAAAAAGAUUAUUCUGCAGGAUAUCCUUCGAUUCCUCCUGGUCUACGCAGUUUUCAUUGUGGGAUUUGCAGCAGCUCUUGCCUCCCUGAUUGAGGAAUGCCCCACAGACAGUGACUGCCCAUACAAUGGAUUCAGUUCCGCCAUCCUGGAGCUCUUCAAGCUCACCAUUGGCCUGGGAGACCUGGGGAUCCAGAAACACUCCAGGUUCCCCAUCCUUUUCCACAUGCUCCUGGUACUGUAUGUCAUCCUGACUUUUGUCCUCCUCCUGAAUAUGCUGAUUGCUUUGAUGGGAGAGACCGUGAUGAAGAUUUCCAGUGAGAGUGAGAAGAUCUGGAAGCUGCAGAGGGCUGAGACCACUCUACACUUUGAGAGAACUUUACCAAAAUGGCUCCGGACCAGAUGCAAGAAUGGCCACAGUUUUACAGAGGUGUCUGUCGGACUCACACCUGAAGGGACGGAGGACAAACGGUGGUGUCUCAGGUUAAAUGAGGUCAACUGGAAUGAAUGGGACACUCGCAUUGGCACAGUGCCUGAAUCAACUGAAGAACAGUGAUACACUCACGGCCGUGAGUGACAGAACAAAACUAAACGACAUGCAUUUCUAUCAUGGCUUUCACAACUGCAGGGCAUGUCAAAGUGUUUUACAGACAACACAGUACUUCUGAAGUGUUGUCUACCCAUAGUGUGAACCAGAUAGUAAUCACCUUUUUGUUCAUGUUUGUUAAGGAAUAAAUAGUAACCAGGAGACCCACUUCCCUGCAAACUGCCUGCUCUUCUCUGAAGUAGGAUAAUGGCAUCUUUUAUAUUCACUAGAGAGGGCAAAUUAAUUUGUGACCCUCUGACAGUGCCGUGCUCCCUCAGUACUGACCCUCUGACAGUGCUGUGCUCCCUCAGUACUGACCAUCCAACAGUGCUGUGCUCCCUCAGUACUGACCAUCCAACAGUGCUGUGCUCCCUCAGUACUGACCCUCCGACAGUGCCGUGCUCCCUCAGUACUGACCCUCCGACAGUGCGGCGCUCCCUCGGCACUGACCCUCCGACAGUGCGGCACUCCCUCAGCACUGACCCUCCGACAGUGCAGCGCUCCCUCAGCACUGACCCUCCGACAGUGCAGCGCUCCCUCAGCACUGACCCUCCGACAGUGCAACACUCCCUCAGCACUGACCCUCCGGCAGUGCGGCGCUCCCUCAGCACUGAUCCUCCGACAGUGCGGCGAUCCCUCAGUACAAAGUCUGUCCACCAUCUACAAGGCACAAGUCAGGAGUGUGAUGGAAUACUCCCCACUUGCCUGCAUGGGCACAGCUCCAACAAAACUCUAGAAGCUGGACACCAUCCAGGACAACGUAAAUAGUUUGAUCAGCACCAAUCCACCUUCAACAUUCACUGCCUCCACCACUGACACUCAGUAGCAGCAGAGUGUACCAUCUACACCAGAGCGCCUUAGAUAGCACCUUCCAUCUGGAAGGACAAGGGUAGAAGACACAUGGGAACACCACCACCUGCAAGUUCCCCUCCAAGCCACUCACCAUCCGGACUUGGAAAUAUAUCGCCGUUCCUUCACUGUCGCUGGGUCCAAAUCCUGGAAUUCCCUCCCUAAUAACAUUGUGGGUCAACCUACAGCAGGAGGACUACAGCGGUUCAAGAAGGCAGCUCAUCCCCACCUUCUCAAGGAGCAACUAGGGACGGGCAAUAAAUGCUGGGCCCAGCCAGCAACACUGAUACCCUGCAAAUAAAUAUUUAUAAAGACUGAAAGUUUGGAAGCAGUUGAUUUGCUAUCUCCUGUUACUGUUUCAUCUCUUGGAUUUUUUCCACCUGAUGCAGUUUUUUGUAAUUUACCAGAAUCUAAUUGUGAAUUGGAAUAUUUAUUUGAUCUGCUGUGAAUCCUCUCUGUAAACUGAAGUGUUUGACAUUACAAGAUCUUUUUGGGAGUUCUCUCCCACUGCUUAAGUCUGUUAUUAAAUUGGGAGAUCUA
Molecule: messenger RNA, 4260 nt
Organism: Rhincodon typus (whale shark)
Lineage: Eukaryota; Metazoa; Chordata; Chondrichthyes; Orectolobiformes; Rhincodontidae
Product: transient receptor potential cation channel subfamily V member 3-like
Exons: 16
Coding region: 682-2841 (719 amino acids)
Biological process (GO): calcium ion import across plasma membrane
Cellular component (GO): membrane
Molecular function (GO): calcium channel activity; protein binding
Source: RefSeq, a predicted model, not a curated record